Messenger RNA from Protopolystoma xenopodis, 681 nucleotides. NCBI's taxonomy places the organism in Eukaryota, Metazoa, Platyhelminthes, Monogenea, Polystomatidea, Polystomatidae. The record is from the annotation of a GenBank genome assembly.
AUGUCCAUACCGAGGUUCUUCUCAGCACCUCCUCUACAUCAUCUGGCCUACGAGUUUUUCGACAACCCUUGUCUCAGAGUCCCUAUUUACAUCUCUCUUCCUCCUCAUCCUCAAGCGUUGAGUCGCCUGCGCACUGAUCGCCGUCUCUGGUACAGCCUCGAUGAAGACAUGCAGUCUCUGAAGGUGUAUCGGUCGGAGAAAGAAGCCAGUCUGGGGAGCAGCAACGCCUUGGAAAGGAUCAAUCUGAAGGACUUAGUCAUUCGAAUGGACGACCCGGAGUUAAACCAGUUCAUUUUAAUUUGCCAGGGCAACCUCGUCCAGAGUCUCUACCUUAUUAGUCUUGCUAAUUCCAGCUUCGGAUUGUCAAUUUCGUCGAUUUCCGGACUGGACAUGAGUGCUCGUCCGUUGUCAGGACAUGAAGAAAGAGGACGCGAUCUUUUGCCUAUUCGCCUCAAAGUCUUCUCUCAUCUAAAGCGGCUUGCAGUCUCGGCUAAGUUCAACCCGCAUUGCCGCCUCCAACGGGACUCGAACCCGGGAUGUAUGAAAGAUAAUUUUUUUCCCAUCUUUCUUGGUUCCAGGAAUAGGCAACCUAUUCAGCAUACCCGGUGGGCUCUCAUUUUAUACAGCCUGGGCGGAGCUGUAGGUCGACUUAGUGGCGACUUAAGACCUUUACAACACUGA